This is a messenger RNA of Closterium sp. NIES-65, 1626 nucleotides long. Lineage: Eukaryota; Viridiplantae; Streptophyta; Zygnematophyceae; Desmidiales; Closteriaceae. The record is from the annotation of a GenBank genome assembly.
AUGGACGUGGACGUGGACGUGGACUGGACGUGGACUGACGUGGACGUGGACGUGGACGUGGACGUGGACUGGGACGUGGACGUGGACGUGGACGUGGACGUGGACGUGGGUCGUGGACCGGGACGUGGACGUGGACGUGGACGUGGACGUGGACGUGGACGUGGACGUGGACGUGGACGUGGACGUGGACGUGGACGUGGACGUGGACGUGGACGUGGACGUGGACGGGACGUGGACGUGGACGUGGACGUGGAUGACGUGGACGUGGACGUGGACGUGGACGUGGAGGCGUGGACGUGGUCGGACGUGGACGUGGACGUGGACGUGGACGUGGACGUGGACGUGGACGUGGACGUGGACGUGGACGUGGACGUGGACGUGGGCGUGGACGUGGACGGGACGUGGACGUGGACGUGGACGUGGACGUGGGUGUGGACGUGGACGUGGACGUCGUGGACGUGGACGUGGACGUGGACGUGGACGUGGACGUGGACGUGGACGUGGACGUGGACGUGGACGUGGACGUGGGUGGACGUGGACGUGGACGUGGACGUGGACGUGGACGUGGACUGGACGACGUAUGGACGUGGACGUGGACGUGGACACGUGGACGUGGUCGUGGACGUGGACGUGGACGUGGACGUGGACGUGGACGUGGACGUGGACGUGGACGUGGACGUGGACGUGGACGUGGACGUGGACGUGGACGUGGACGUGGACGUGGACACGUGGACGUGGACGUGGACGUGGGCGGGGGAGUGGACGUGGACGUGGACGUGGACGUGGACGUGGACGUGGACGUGGACGUGGACGUGGAUGGACGUGGACGUGGACGUGGACGUGGACGUGGACGUGGACGUGGACGUGGACGUGGACGUGGACGUGGACGUGGACGUGGACGUGACGUGGACGUGGACGUGGACGUGGACGUGGACGUGGACGUGGACGUGGACGUGGGACGUGGACGUGGACGUGGACGUGGACGUGGACGUGGACGUGGACGGGACGUGGACGUGGACGUGGACGUGGACGUGGACGUGGACGUGGACGUGGACGUGGACGUGGACGUGGACGUGGACGUGGACGUGGACGUGGACGUGGACGUGGACGUGGACGUGGGACGUGGACGUGGACGUGGACGUGGACGUGGACGUGGACGUGGGACGUGGACGUUCGUGGACGUGGACGGGACGUGGACGUGGACGUGGACGUGGACGUGGGACGUGGACGUGGACGUGGACGUGGACGUGGACGUGGACGUGGACGGGGGUGUGGACGUGGACAUGGACGUCGUGGACGGGACGUGGACGUGGACGUGGACGUGGACGUGGACGUGGACGUGGACGUGGACGUGGACGUGGACGUGGACGUGGACGUGGACGUGGACGUGGACGUGGACGUGGACGUGGACGUGGACUUGGACGUGGACGUGGACGUGGACGUGGACGUGGACGUGGACGUGGACGUGGACGUGGACGUGGACGUGGACGUGACGUGGACGUGGACGUGGACGUGUGGACGUGGACGUGGACGUGGACGUGGACGUGGACGUGGACGUGGACGUGGACGUGGACGUGGACGUGGACGUGGACGUGGACGUGGACGUGGACGUGGACGUGGACGUGA